AUGAGGCACCAUAGGACUUGCACAGGAGAGAAACACUUUGAAUGUCCUCAUUGUAGGAAAAGUUUCAAUAGAAGUUCCCAUCUGGUGAUACACCAAAGGACUCACACAGGAGAGAAACCCUUCGAAUGUCCUGAUUGUGGGAAACGUUUCAGUGAGAAUUCCUGCCUUGUGAAACACCAGAGGACUCACACAGGAGAGAAACCCUUUGAAUGUCCUGGUUGUGGAAAAAGUUUCAGUCAGAAUUCCAGCCUUGUGAAACACCAGAGGACUCACACAGGAGAGAAACCCUAUGAAUGUCCUGACUGUAGGAAAAGUUUCAGUUGCAAUUCCCACCUGGUGACCCACCAGAGGACUCACACAGGAGAGAAACCCUUUGAAUGUAUUUAUUGUGGGAAAAGUUUCAAUAGAAAUUCCCAUCUGGUGAGUCACCAGAGGACUCACACAGGAGAGAAACCCUUCGAAUGUCCUGAUUGUGGGAAAAGUUUCAGUGAGAAUUCCUGCCUUGUGAAACACCAGAGGACUCACACAGGAGAGAAACCCUUUGAAUGUGCUGGUUGUGGAAAAAGUUUCAGUCAGAAUUCCAGCCUUGUGAAACACCAGAGGACUCACACAGGAGAGAAACCCUAUGAAUGUCCUGAUUGUAGGAAAAGUUUCAGUUGCAAUUCCCACCUGGUGACCCACCAGAGGACUCACACAGGAGAGAAACCCUUUGAAUGUAUUUAUUGUGGUAAAAGUUUCAGUCGCAAUUCCAGCCUGGUGAUCCACCAGAGGACUCACACAGGAGAGAAACCCUUUGAAUGUAUUUAUUGUGGAAAAAGUUUCAGUCACAAUUCCAGCUUGGUGACCCACCAGAGGACUCACACAGGAGAGAAACCCUUUGAAUGUCUUCAUUGUGGGAAAAGUUUCAGUGAGAAUUCCAGUCUUGUGAACCACCAGAGGACUCACACAGGAGAGAAACCCUUUGAAUGUCCUGAUUGUGGGAAAGGUUUCAGUCAGAAUUCCAGCCUUGUGAACCACCAAAGUACUCACACGGGAGAGAAAGCCUUUGAAUGUCCUGAUUGUAGGAAAAGUUUCAGUCAGAAUUCCAGCCUUGUGAAACACCAGAGGACU
Molecule: messenger RNA, 1110 nt
Organism: Protobothrops mucrosquamatus (brown spotted pit viper)
Lineage: Eukaryota; Metazoa; Chordata; Lepidosauria; Squamata; Viperidae
Product: zinc finger and SCAN domain-containing protein 2-like
Exons: 1
Source: RefSeq, a predicted model, not a curated record